AGAACUUUAAUAUUAAUACUCAUCAAACAUAAAAAUUAAGCCUGUUCAGUUUGUAAUUACCAAGAUCGCGAUUAUAGCAUAUAAUAACAGUUUUCCAACCAUGUUGGAAUUCAAUGACUUCAAAACUGUCAGCCCCGAUGAUUUGACCGCCGCGCUGGCUUUUCAAAUUUACAAAGACUUGAAAAAUGGUAAAUCAAAUAAAUUACAUAAAUAAUUUUAUGUGAUUAUAUAGAUGUAUUCUCUACAAGAACAAGGCGCCGAUUUCACACCAAUCUACGAUGAAGACCUGGAAGUAUUUUAUUUAAUGAAGAAAGAUAGAGCGUAUGUUCCUGUUCUUCACACAAAGGAAAUUGACUUUCAAAUUCUGGAAACAUUGCAGAAAAAAUUGAACAAAACGUGAGUUUUAAAUAUCCCCAAUAUAAGUUUUAAUGGCUCAUCCAGUUUAUCCCUAUUCAGCGAUAUAUUUCUGGCUAUCGUGGACAAUACAGCCAAUAUUUUGUACUAUCAAAUUUGCGAAGGUCUCAGCGAGAAACCAGUUACCAAAAACACCAUUUAAAUUAUAGCGAUAGAUACAUUUAUUCAAAAUCAUAUCAUAAAUAUAAGUUACAGU
Messenger RNA from Drosophila takahashii, 610 nucleotides. Lineage: Eukaryota; Metazoa; Arthropoda; Insecta; Diptera; Drosophilidae. The record is from RefSeq and is a predicted model, not a curated record.